This is a messenger RNA of Stylonychia lemnae, 708 nucleotides long. Lineage: Eukaryota; Ciliophora; Spirotrichea; Sporadotrichida; Oxytrichidae. The record is from the annotation of a GenBank genome assembly.
AUGAGAUUUAUCUCAAUCGUCAUCAUUGCUUUAGUUGCAACUACUAAUGCUUGGGAUAAUAACCCACCUAUUCCAGAUAGAUAUCCUGGAUCAGGAGUUGGAGAGGGUUCCUUUAAAUAAGGGAUUGAUAUUGAGGUUUUUUAUGACUUACUUUGUGAAGGCUGCCAAAUGCAUCACCCUAAAUUCCAAUAGUUUUUGGAUAUGUAAUUUUUAGAUGGAACAUACAGAGAUGCAAUAAGUGUAAAAUAUAACUUCUUCCCCUUGCCAUAUCAUCAUGGCUCAUGGAUAGUGACUAAACUUCUACCAAUCUUAGUUGACAAGUGCUUGAACGGAACUCAGCCUUGCAAAUAUCUAGAUUACAUUGCUUACACAUUGAUUAACUAGAAUACAUUAUUGGAUAAUACAGCCAGCACAGAGAAUCAAAUAAUUUAAUCCUGGACUGCAACAGUCGCCAAAUAGUUUGGUCUUAACUAAACUGAGCUUCUACAAGUGUAUGACAGCAAAAAGGAUGUUCACAACUCUGAAAUGAGAACAAGACAAUAUUGGAAAUAUGCAGCUUCCAGAACAGUUGAGGGGACACCCAGUGCCUUUGUUAAUGGAGUUAAGGUCUAGAAUGUACCUUUCGAAGCUACUGAGUGGGCUCAGCUUGUUUCAUCAAUCUACAACAAUAGAGUUAAGAUGCCUAAAGAAUUAGUGAUUUUGGAAUGA